Messenger RNA from Pistacia vera, 1559 nucleotides. Its product is annotated as DExH-box ATP-dependent RNA helicase DExH9-like. NCBI's taxonomy places the organism in Eukaryota, Viridiplantae, Streptophyta, Magnoliopsida, Sapindales, Anacardiaceae. Gene Ontology annotation, cellular component: nucleus. Gene Ontology annotation, biological process: maturation of 5.8S rRNA; RNA catabolic process. The record is from RefSeq and is a predicted model, not a curated record. Gene Ontology annotation, molecular function: nucleic acid binding; ATP binding; RNA helicase activity. The coding region runs from base 144 to 1559 and encodes 471 amino acids. The transcript is spliced from 7 exons.
UCGCUCACCAAAAUCGUUCGCCUCCGCCGCACGCCGCGUACGGGCCACCACGUGACCACGACGAACCGUUUAGAGUUUAUAAUCCAAAUUUGAUUCAUUUAGGGUUCCCUAUUCAAUUCUUCACUUAAACUCUUUGUUAAACAAUGAAUCCACUAAAGAGGAAGUCAAUUGAAGAGCCGUCGGGCUCAACACCGCCACAGAAGCACCAAAGUGAGAACUCAAACGGCGCCGUUUUGGUCGAAAAAACUGUUACUUGCUUACACGACGUGUCGUAUCCGCCAGGUUAUGAGCCGACUUCAACUACAACAACUGCCACCGGAACUCAAGAUGAGUCCAAACCAGCAAAGGAGUUCCCUUUCACUCUCGACCCCUUCCAAUCCGAAGCUAUUAAGUGUCUCGAUAAUGGCGAGUCGGUUAUGGUAUCAGCCCAUACUUCAGCUGGGAAAACAGUAGUAGCAUUGUAUGCAAUUGCUAUGUCGUUGCGGAAUAAGCAACGGGUCAUAUAUACUUCACCAAUUAAGGCACUUAGCAACCAAAAGUAUAGGGAGUUUAAAGAAGAGUUUUCAGAUGUUGGUUUGAUGACUGGGGAUGUAACAAUUGAUCCAAAUGCUUCUUGUUUGGUGAUGACUACUGAAAUCUGGCGUAGCAUGCAAUAUAAAGGUUCGGAAGUUACGCGAGAGGUGGCUUGGGUCAUAUUUGAUGAGGUACACUACAUGCGUGAUCGGGAGCGAGGUGUGGUAUGGGAAGAGAGCAUUGUUAUGGCCCCUAAGAACUCUCAAUUUGUAUUCCUCUCGGCAACUGUGCCAAAUGCAAAGGAAUUUGCUGAUUGGGUUGCAAAGGUCCACCAACAACCAUGUCACAUUGUUUAUACCGACUAUCGACCAACACCCCUUCAGCACUACAUUUUCCCUGCUGGAGGUCAUGGUCUAUACUUAGUGGUGGAUGAAAAGGGGAAAUUUCGCGAGGACAGCUUUCAUAAAGCGUUAAAUGCACUAGUCCCCACUGGUGAGGGUGACAAGAAAAGAGAGAAUGGGAAGCGACAUAAAGGUUCAGUAUCAGGCAAAGUUGGUGAGGAAAGUGACAUCUUCAAGAUGGUCAAAAUGAUUAUUCAGCGUCAGUAUGACCCUGUCAUAAUUUUCAGUUUUAGCAAAAGGGAUUGUGAAUUUCUCGCAAUGCAGAUGGCAAAAAUGGAUCUAACUGAAGAUGAUGAGAAAGUGAACAUAGAAACAAUAUAUUGGAGUGCCAUGGACAUGCUUUCAGACGACGAUAAGAAGCUACCUCAGGUUUCAAAUAUGUUACCCCUUUUGAAACGUGGAAUUGGUGUGCAUCAUUCUGGCUUACUUCCCAUACUGAAAGAAGUGAUUGAGAUAUUAUUUCAAGAAGGACUAAUCAAGAUGCCCUCUGACUAUAAAUAUAAUUACCAAUUUGGACAGGCCAUUAGCCCGCUCCAUAUGAGUUUCUUAGUUGAUGCAUCAGUCUAUUGUAUGAAAGUUGUCUUUCUGAAUCUUGUUCCUGUUUACUUUCAUCUUGUUUUCAGUGAUAUCUCUCUCCAAACAUAA